UAAAAAUGGGAGCUUGUAUGGCUUUAUGUUCACUCGCGAGCUGUGUUUCGUGUUUGUGUGGCUCUGCGCCGUGUCUUCUGUGUGGGUGCUGUCCUUCAUCCAACAAUUCUACAGUCACACGUCUGAUCUUCUCCUUCUUCCUGUUGCUCGGCACACUCGUAUCUGUAAUUAUGAUCCUGCCUGGCAUGGAGACUCAGCUUCGCAAGAUUCCUGGUUUCUGUCAAGGUGGGAGCACUAUACCAGGGAUUGAGAACCAGGUUCACUGUGAUGUGAUUGUGGGCUACAAAUCUGUGUAUCGGAUGUGCUUUGCUAUGGCCUGUUUCUUUUUCUUCUUCGCUGCUCUCAUGAUUCGGGUACGAAGCAGCAAAGAUCCUCGGGCUGCCAUUCAAAAUGGAUUUUGGUUCUUUAAGUUUCUAAUUCUGGUUGGAAUUACUGUUGGAGCUUUCUUCAUCCCUGAUGGCACCUUCCAUAAUGUGUGGUUCUACUUUGGCAUUGUGGGCUCCUUCAUUUUCAUCCUGAUCCAGCUGAUCCUGCUGAUUGAUUUCGCCCACUCCUGGAAUGAGGUUUGGGUGAGGAACGCUGAGGAGGGAAACAAGGGCUGGUUUGUGGGUCUUUUGUUCUUUACCAUCCUGCACUUUGCCCUUGCCUUGGCUGCUGUGGUGCUGUUCUACCUGUACUACACCAAACCUGACGGCUGCACUGAGCACAAGAUCUUCAUCAGCUUGAACCUUAUUUUCUGUUUCAUCGUCUCUGUGGUGUCCAUUCUGCCCAAAGUACAGGAUGCCUCUCCUCAGUCUGGUCUGCUGCAGUCAUCUCUCAUCAGUUUGUACACCAUGUAUGUGACCUGGUCUGCCAUGACCAACAAUCCAAAUCGGCAGUGUAACCCCAGUCUGCUUAGCCUGGUAUCCUACUCGAACAGCAGCAUUGUGGAGCCUACACCAACCAGUGCACCGGGUACUGUGCAGUGGUGGGAUGCACAAGGCAUCGUGGGCCUAGUCAUUUUUCUCUUUUGCACUUUUUAUGCCAGUAUCCGCUCAUCCAGUAACGAUCAGGUGAACAGGCUGAUGCAGACAGAGGAAGGCAGAGGCUCAGAUGUUGAGGGGCCAGUGGGAGAAGAUGGACUGCGGCGUGUGGUGGAUAACGAGGAGGAUGGGGUCACCUACAGCUACUCGUUCUUUCACUUCCACCUCUUUUUGGCUUCACUCUACAUUAUGAUGACUCUCACUAACUGGUAUAAGCCUGACACUACUUCCCAGGCCAUGCUGAGUAGCAUGCCUGCAGUGUGGGUGAAGAUCUCCUCCAGCUGGCUGGGAUUGGCUCUCUACCUCUGGACCCUCAUCGCCCCAGUCAUUCUUCCCAGCCGGGAUUUCAACUGAGGCCCUACCUCGUGUGUUUGUAUGCACUAACAUGCAUAAUGCAUUGUGAGAAGUAUGUGGUGUUUAAGUAAUUGUGCUACAACGAUUAUGCUCUUACACUUGUAUUUUAGUGACUAAGUAUGUUUAUAGGUGCUUUUGAUUGUCUCUUUAUUGGUGCGGUAGUAUUCCUUAUGCAGGAUUCUUUUAAACAUACUGUUUGUAUGCUUGAAUGGAUACAUAUUGAAUAUGUAAACAUUACGCAAGCCUGCUAAAGUAUAUUUCUGAGAUAACGAUUUCAGUGUGCUAGUUAAAAGUCCAACUACUUUAGUGAUCUAUACAUAAAUAUAAAUAUUAAUAUGCAUGUUACUGCUGCUACAACUGAGCUCUACCUGAACGGAUUCCUCUUUACCGGAAACACAUUUCUCAAUCUGGGGUUUAAUCAUGAUAAUCAUGCACUUUGUCCUUUAGUAAUUUCAGCGUGAAUGUGGCCUGUGACACAUAGCUGGACUAAUUUGUGUUGGCAGUUUUCCUGUUCCUCCUUAUUGGAGCCCCAUAGAAGUCACAUGUGUUCGAGAGAUAAGCACACUUGAUGCAAGUGCAACACGUCACAUCACGCAUUACCAAGAGCUGUAAUACUAAACACUGAUCUGUAAUGCAAAUAUUGAUGGUGGUGCUUUUCCAACCGGUCAGAUGUGUUUUUGUAUGGUGGUAGAUCUGACACGGAUAAUCAUAUGUGCAAAACUGUGCUGUAUAGUGUCAUGCAAUAAUACAGAAAAACAUUUCAGUGCUGAAUAGGAAAAAAUAGGAGAUUGUGCCCUGGUAAAAGUGAAUGUCUUACUUCUUUUUAUUGUUAUUAGUGAUCUACAUUUCACACAUUGAUUCCCCAUAAUGUUGUAAGCUUUCAUUCCCAAAGCUAGUACAUUUACAUUUUCGGCAUUUAGCAGGCGCUUUUAUUAAGGUCCUUGCUCAAGGACCCAACAGUGGCAACCUGGCAGUGGUGGGGCUUGAACCGGCAACCUUCUGAUUACUAGUCCAGUACCUUAACCACUAGACUAUAACUGCCCUAGUAUGAAGCAUUACUUUAAUUUUUUAUUUUAUUUAUUAUUAUUUUUUAUAUCCUGGGCAGGGCCGCAGUGGGUCUACAUGACUGGCUAAAAUAUGUUCCUAAUAAAGUGGGCAGUGAUUGUAUAUGGGUAAUAUGUUUGUUUUUUACUACGCUAAUGAGAUGAGGUAAAAUCUUGUAUGAGUUACCAUAGUGUCACUCACCUUUCUAGAUUACCAUAGACUUGGAGGGUGUAUGUGCAUAUACACUGAUCAGCCAUAACAUUAAAACCACCUCCUUGUUUCUACACUCACUGUCCAUUUUAUCAGCUCCACUUACCAUAUAGAAGCACUUUGUAGUUCUACAAUUACUGACUGUAGUCCAUUGUAGACAAUGAUUAUUUUAUUUAUUAUUUUUUUUAUGUCCUGGGAAGGGUCGCAGUGGGUCCAGAUUUCCUCGGUCCAAUGCAGUAACACCCAGUACAGGCCUCUGCCUACAUCCCCCUCAGACACAGCCAAUCAUGUCUGUAUGGAGACUCCCAAUCUGCCGAUAGCAUCACUUGGGAUUUGAACCCUGGAUUGCUGUGGUAGUAGGCUAGCAUAAUUUACUACUGCGCCACACAUGUGCCUAUUUUGUUAAGUAUUUUCUUCAUCCUUUUUCCUUGCUAAUGUUGUAAGACAGAUGUACAUAUGUAUUUGUCAUUUUCAAAUGUAAUUAAUUUUUCCAUUUUUUUCCAUUUAAAACUGUUUAUGUUCUUACUUCAAUGCACAAAGUGUUUACUAUUAAAGUGACACUUUACAUAUUGUAGAUUUGGAAUGUACUGUUGUCUUGUAGAUAAAAGAUGAAUAUAGUCAAGUGUUAAUGAAAUAUAAUGUCCAUGUGAUUUAACUGGAGCUUAAAGAAUUUUGGUUGUUUUUUUGCUUUGAGUUUUGUAAAUAUACUGCCUGUAUUCAUAACUCAUCUUACUGAGGGCUAUACCACAAAGCAGGACUUCUGGGUUAGUCAGCUAACUGUAAUUUACUGGACUUCUUAGUAUCCAGUUGAUUCACCAUGGCAUCUUACCCUCCAUAGCUAAUCUGUUUAGGAGGGGGUAUGUAAGAGCCAGUCAAAAGGUAAACAGACUGUCAGGUAUUAGCUUUUAGGCUUUUUGUUAGCCUAAAACAAUCCCAAAUUUGUUAUUAACUAGUAGGGAUUACACAUCAAAUCCACUUUAUGAGGAGCACCAUGCUAUUUGCUAUCACAGCAGCCUCAUUUCAUUGUGGCAUUGAGUUUUCUACAAGUUAUUGCAGAUUUCCUUUUGUCAGCUGCACAUCUAUGCUUUGAAUCACAUACUCUAUCAAAGCCUGAUUUAUUGAAUCCAUAUCUAGUGACUGGGUAGCUCAGUGAAGUACACUAAACUCAUUGUCAUGUUUAUAAAACCAGUCUUUGAUGGUUUGCUAUGUUACAUGUAUCCAUAUAGCCAAGUAGCCAUUAGAAAACGGUUCAAUUGUUCAAUUGUAAAUGUGCAGUUCUUGACUGGUAUUGUGCUGCUGCUACAUGACUGGCUAAAACAUGUUCCUAAUAAAGUGGGCAGUGAUUGUAUAUGGGUAAUAUGUUUGUUUUUAUAGUAUUUGGGUACUUUUACUACGCUAAUGAGAUGAUGUAACAUUAACUGUAAAAUCUUGUAUGAGUUACCAUAGUGUCACUCACCUUUCUAGAUUACCCUAGACUUGGAGUGUGUACGUGCAUAUACACUGAUCAGCCAUAACAUUACAACCACCUCCUUGUUUCUACACUCACUGUCCAUUUUAUCAGCU
This is a messenger RNA of Trichomycterus rosablanca, 4193 nucleotides long. It is a transcript of the gene serinc2l, whose product is annotated as serine incorporator 2, like. Lineage: Eukaryota; Metazoa; Chordata; Actinopteri; Siluriformes; Trichomycteridae. The record is from RefSeq and is a predicted model, not a curated record. Gene Ontology annotation, cellular component: membrane. Bases 6 to 1376 code for a protein of 456 amino acids. The transcript has 10 exons.